Molecule: messenger RNA, 567 nt
Organism: Penicillium manginii
Lineage: Eukaryota; Fungi; Ascomycota; Eurotiomycetes; Eurotiales; Aspergillaceae
Exons: 1
Coding region: 1-567 (188 amino acids)
Source: RefSeq, a predicted model, not a curated record
AUGUUCGUUGCCCAUGUGGGAUUACAGCGAGACGGGCAACCGUUGGAUGCAGACCUACAUUGCCCAGUCGAAUGGUAUAUCCAGCCUAUAACGCUCGCCAAGCUGGCAUCAACUGAGUGGAGCUUAUACCCUCUCCCGGUCGGCAUGGGAAAUAGUAUAUCUGGGGGGUCCGAUCAUUAUAGGGCGCGUCUGCUAUCCAAAGAGCGAGCAGGAUAUCACACGUGCGAAGCCGAUGGGUGUGACGAAAACAAUCGACAUGUUCUUGAUUUCAAGGAAGCCGAUCAUGACAGACUAGCGCUUGCAUUUUUCGGAUCGCAUAAGAGUUAUCCUUUUCAGAUAGAGACUAGCGAUGAGAUGGAGUAUGUCGGGUUGUUUAUGGAUAUUCUUUGUCCCGGGAUGCGCAAACAAUGGGAGGUGGUUUCAAAUGAGCUGGGGAAGCGAGGUGGUGGAAAAGAGAACCAAGAUACCUUUGGUUGGCAACAUGUCUUCAUCGAAGCCCCAAAGAAUGUGGCCGGAAAAUUGAAAGAAUGGAUAGAAGCUGGGAACUUGUUACCUUUAUCUGUUUAG